This is a messenger RNA of Leopardus geoffroyi (Geoffroy's cat), 2582 nucleotides long. RefSeq names its product CD244 molecule (gene CD244). Bases 823 to 1812 code for a protein of 329 amino acids. Gene Ontology annotation, cellular component: external side of plasma membrane. The record is from RefSeq and is a predicted model, not a curated record. Gene Ontology annotation, molecular function: MHC class I protein binding. NCBI's taxonomy places the organism in Eukaryota, Metazoa, Chordata, Mammalia, Carnivora, Felidae. Gene Ontology annotation, biological process: natural killer cell activation involved in immune response. The transcript is spliced from 8 exons.
GCAUAAGAAGGAUCAAAGCUGCCUGGCCUUCCCGGAGGGUGGAAUUGAAGUGUGGGCGGGGAGGCACAGCAAAGGCAGGUCUGUGUCCUGUCUGGGUGACAGAAGGCAAGAGAGGCAGAGAGGACGCUGCGGGGAAAGUAGAAAAAGAGGAAAGGAGGGGAUAUAGAAGCACAGAUAGGAAACAAGCAAAAGCAAGUCUAGGUAAAGACGUUGCAGUUGGCUUGUGUUUAGACCCGGGUAUCAACUUGGAGAGCUUACCCAGCUCUUCGACCUCCCUGGGGUCCCCUGCUCCUUUCCUGCCACAUUUCACCCCCUUAGGCAGGGCUCCACUUCUCAGCCCACGCGCCCCCAGCCCUCCCACCUUCACAGUGCCUGUUGGAAUGGGGGCAGUGUGGGAUAAUGGCUCUUGGGUCCCCAUGCAGCCUUCUGCACGCUGCCAGGAGGUGGGAGAGAACCGGAACAUGUCCUGGGAGUCUGCUCUUUGAACAAGGAAGCCUUGCUGGGGCAGAGCGAUGGACAGGAUUUGGAAGCUGGUUUUGUGAGUCACUGUGAACUCUCAGCACCCGCCCACUUGAGGCCAACUUUGAAAGCUCAGCUUGUAUGAACUGUCGGACCAGGUCCAGGUACUGGGACUUUCUCAGUGGCCUUGUUAGCUCUCAGCCGCUGAGAACAGCCUUGAGUUGAGGAAAUUGUGGCCGGACAAACAGCAAGGCAGUUCUGCUCCCCUGUCAGUCACUCUGCUGCUGGCUGGCUGCAGCUGAGCCCGUGCCCAGCAGCGUGUCUGGCGGGAGAGGAGCCGGCUGACCCGUCUGUCCUCUGGGGAUGUUGGGGCUGGCUCUCGUCCUCACACUUUUGUUCCUCAGUGGGCUUCAGGGCCAAGAUUCUGCUAAACGUGUGGUCGGACUCUCAGGAACAUGUCUCCGGUUAUGGCCUCCCAAGACACUGGCAAAGAACAUAGAAUCUGUUCAAUGGAAGAGGCCGGGGCCCUCACCUUCAGAAUUUUCUGUGAUACUGACGUGGAAGUGUGAGUCUGAUAAUUGCAGCGAUAAAAAUUGGACUUUGAAUCACCUCAACAAAAGAUUCGGUUUUAUAACCCAGAACCUAAGUCUCACCAUCCAGGCAGCUCAGCAGCAGGACAGUGGCUUCUACAUCUUUGAGGCGACUGAUGAGCAUGGAAAAGUUAAGAACUACACGUUCCAGGUUUCUGUGUUUGAUCACGUAGGGGAGCCCCACGUACUACAGAACUUGAAGGUCCUGGAGGGAGGGAGGUGCCAAGUGACUCUGUCCUGCUCGGUCCCCAGCGGUGAUAACGUGAGCUAUGAUUGGUAUAGAGGGAGCGUGCUGAUCGAGACAGCAAGGAAUCACAGCACGCUGGAGGACCAGAUCGAUGCCAACAGCUCGCACAUAUAUACCUGCAAUGUCAGCAACUCGGUCAGCUGGACAAACCGCACCUUCAUCCCGCACUGUCCAGGUGACUCCCAGCAGGACGGCACAGAGGAGUUUCUGACGGUUUAUGAAGAUGUCAACAACGUGCAAAUCAAGAGGAGUCAGGAGCAGAAGCCGAAUCCCCCUGGAGAAGGGAGCACCAUCUACUCCAUGAUCCAGUCCCAGCCUUCUGCUUCCACAUCACAAGAAGCAAACACCUUGUAUGCAUUGGUACAGCCUUCCCGGAAGUCUGAAUCCAAGAAGAAGAACCACGGCCCUUCCCUCAGUAAUACUAUCUAUGAAGAGGUUGGAAAGAGACAGCUCAAAGCCCAGAACCCAGCUCGACUGAGCCGCAGGGAGCUGGAGAACUUUUCUGUGUAUUCCUAGUUGCUGCCGCUGGUCUCCCUUCUCUCACAUCCCAGUAUCUGCUUUGGGACUCAGCCCAGUGGAUGAUACCACAUGAGUCUACAGAAUGGUGCCUGGUCUGGAGAGGAUACGGGAGUUCGUUCAGGGUCUAUAUCUUGUUCUUAACAUGAUUUCUCUCAGCCAAGACUGUUAAAUAAUAUCUCUCAACUUACAGACUGGACAAGACUGGGCGGAGAGGUUGGGUAGUUCUCGAAAGACUGCAAAGCAGGUCCACGGGCGGGCGCACCACAAGUCUGUCAAAUGCUAUGCAAAUACAGAGUGUUGUAUGAUUAGCAUCAAGAUCCCUUCCCCUGGAUUUCUAAUGUGUUCCUCAUCUCUCCUCUUCUUUAAUCUGAGACGACCACAUUUCUAGACCCUCCCCUGCCCCAGGCCCCUCUUCCAAAGGGGAAGGAAAGAUCAUGGUGACUCAGGGGGAGAGAAACAGCUCCACCCCACGAGGAUGAACUAAGUAGCCGUAAGCUGCCGGCAGGUUCUCCAAGGGACCGGACCUAGGCUGUCCUCAGAUACAGAGGAAAAACUCCCCCACCACAUAGUAAACCUUCACCUCUGGCCGCUUGGUCACAAGGGAGAGGGCAGGAGUGAGAGUAGAUGGUACCAAGUAAACCCAUCUCAGAGUGGAAAAAUCACCGUGAGUCCACGCUGUCCCAGUAACUGGGCCGUGGGACCAGUUUUGUCUGCGGUAUGAUGUGUGAUUAUUAACCCGUUAUUGAUUAAAAACACAUGUUCAGAAA